AUGAACUGCUUGAAAACGUUACCUGAAGAAGCACAUAGCCAUUUGAUGUUUCUUUCAGUGCUAAAUAUAUUUCUGUCCAUUUCCGCAGCUCUGGGAAAUAUUCUGAUUCUAGUUGCUUUGCGCAAGGAAUCUUCACUUCAUCCGCCGUCCAAACUUCUGUAUCGUAAUUUAGCGAUAACUGAUCUCUGCGUUGGUAUCAUCGUGGAGCCUGCCGCUAGUUUGUAUUGGAUAUCUGAGGCGACAGAAUGGUGGGAUAUUUGUCAGUUCGUCUUCGACUUGUCAUCUGUCACGGGCUUUGUUCUGUGCUCAGUGUCUUUGAUGACAGUAACUGCAGUAAGCAUUGAUAGACUUCUUGCACUGUUGCUGAAGCUCAGAUACAGACAAGUUGUAACCUUAAGGAAAAUAUAUGCCACAUUAACAAUUUUUUGGGUUGGCUCCAUUAUCCCUGGAACAGUGCACUCUGUGUACCCUCUUGCAACUUCCUGGUGGGGUAACAUCGGUACAUUAUUGUGUCUCGUCUUCUCAACCUUGUCUUACACGAAAAUAUUUUUUACUCUGCGUCAAAACCAAAUCCAGGCACAGAAACAUGACUCGGAAGCACAGUCAACCCACUCAACUCCACUGAACAUGGCUCGAUACAGAAAGGCAGUAUCAAGUGCUUUAUGGGUACAACUGGCAUUAGUUGCUUGUUAUCUGCCGUAUGUUGUUGCGGUAGCUAUGACGCCCCAUGGAGACUCUUUUCCAUAUUACCUUGCUAGACAAUACGGGAGCAUUUUUCUUUACUUAAACUCGUCGUUAAACCCGUUCUUAUAUUGCUGGAAGAUCAAAGAAGUUAGACAAGCGGUGAAAGAAACACUCAGACAAGUUUGCUGUCCCUUAGUUUAAAUUCUAUGUCUCUCAUACUGAAUCAUCAUGCUUUUUUCUCUAAUUUUCAUUAUCUUUUUAAUCGUUUUUCUACUAUUGUAUCUGUCUUAAUAGUUUUUAAUUAUAAAAGGUGACCCUUUUCCGUUUGGGAAACCUCACGCAGGUUAUUAACAUGCAAACUGCGUCGCAAGAGGUCGGGCACUGUUUUGAAGUAACGCCCUGAGGACAUUUAGUGGAUAAUAAGAUAUUUACAUUAUGUCAACCAAUCGCUUGUUAAUUGGGCGUCGCCCAGCUCGCUUGUUUUGAUUCAAAGUUGCAAUAGGCACGCAAUACGUGCGAACGUAAACAAGCCAAGCGACGCGUUUAGAACGUCCGCCGCGCGAUCACGACACAGCAUUUAUCUUCGUUACACACUGGACAAAAGGACUAAUGAACUAGCGAUGGUGGUGAAAGACAUUCGUGCGUUAAGGGACUCAUUCGAGCCCUGAUUGGAUGAAGUGUGAUGGAAAUUUGCAUGGACCGAGAUUAAAAACUCUAGUGUUAAAAAAUAUAAGUCAGAACAGUUUAGAACUUGGAAGGACUUGGACAGAGAGACAAUUUUCGUUUAUUCGAUUAAUAGUUUUUGAAUUCGCUUGGUAGUUUGUUUGUGAAUUUGAAUUCGGUCAAAUUGUAAAAUUCGUAGCUAAGAGUUUGUGUACAAUUUUUGAAUAUAGUUCAUUCUCGUGAACACACACCUCCUACAGAUAACGCGCGGCAAACACUAAAUCGGCAAUAUAUAAAUCAAACGUAAAGAAAAAAAAGGUACACUGAGUAAAACAAACUAUUAAAAAAUUCAAAUUUAGAGGACGUAAAACCUGCUUUGCGCCAUUUAUAGAUAUUGCAUUCACCACGUUAGAAACAAGAAGGAAACUGGAACCGAGAUGCGUCCCGCAAUCGUUUCUGGGAUCGUUACUGGAGACACUGCGCAUGUCAGCUCAGGCCUUUUCGUUUGCCAGUCCCUAGUAAAAGUCCCAGUAGUCUUUGUGAAAGUUAACUCGUCCCAGUUUCCUUCUGACUUCUCAAGUGGCGAAUUCUGGUCAAACGAGUUUGCGACUCAUAACAUUCAGCUGCCCCUAACAGAAAACAAAACAGCUUACUCAAAUUGCUGCUGAGCAACAUGAUGAUUACAAAUAAUAUAACCAGAGAAGAAAAUCAAACAACGAUCGAACAACAAUACUGCUCAGCACAAUUAGGUGGAAAGGUACACGGAUAUUUAAUAUUACUGUCUGUGAUAGACACCUUCCUGUCCAUUACCGCAUUUCUAGAGAACAUUCUGAUUCUAGCAGCUCUGCGCAAGGAAUGCUCACUUCAUUUGCCGUCCAAACUCCUAUUAUGUAACUUAGUGAUAACUGAUCUCUGUGUUGGCACCAUCGUGCAACCAGUUGCUGCUACUUAUUGGAUAUCUGAGGUUAUGAGGCGAUCGAAUAUUUGUCACUACGCCCUAGGCUUUAGAUAUGUCACAGGCUUUGUUUUGUACGCAGUGUCUUUGAUGACGAUGACUUCAAUAAGCGCGGACAGACUUCUCGCCUUGUUGCUUGGCCUCCGAUAAAGACAAGUUGUAACAUUGAAAAGAACAUACAUAACUAUAACAAUCCUUUGGGUUGGUUGUAUCGUCGCUGGGACAAUGUAUUUUGUGAACCCCCUUGUAAAUUCCUGGCUCGGCAACUUAGGUAUACUACUCUGCAUAGUCAUCUCAAUCGUUUCUUAUUCAAAAAUGUUCCUUACACUUCGUUACAACCACAUUCAGCCACAGCAACGCAUCUCGCAAGCACAGUCAACCCAAGCAACUCCACUGAACAUGGCUCGAUACAGAAAGGCAGUAACUAGUGCACUGUGGAUACAAGCAACUUUGGUAGUUUGUUGUUUGCCUUAUGUUUUUGCUUUUAUUAUAACACCUCAAGAAGACCCUUUACCCUAUUUCAUUGCUAGACAAUUUGGGCUGGUAUUUCUUUACCUAAACUCUUCAUUAAACCCGUUGUUGUACUGCUGGAAAAUCAAAGAAGUUAGACAAGCAGUAAAAGACACAAUCAAACAAGUUCCCUGUUCGAUCUUCUAAUUUAUACUCUUUUCAUGCUGAGAAUGUCCUUGUUAUUUGUUAAGUUAUCUUUUAUUUGUUGCGUUUUAGAGAUUUUGAACAGUGUUAACAGUGAACGACAUUUAAGUUGAUUCUCUUCAAUCUCAUUGUUGUUCAUUUCAUACAAAAUAUGAACCGUAUUGAUAUAAAAAAGAGGUACUUAGAGCUGAAGCUAACUACACACAUCGGAAACAGUCAGGCUCUUUUAACCCGAGACUAAAACCUCAGACCCAAGAAAAAGAUAUAACAACCAGCAAGCCUACAGAGGGUUUUUGACCCCUGACCCGCAGUCAUCUUGGUCUUCUUUAUAAUAAAGGAAACGGUUGCAUAAAAAUAGAGUUCAGCUUAGUUUUCAGUGGACUGCUUUGGUUCUCCAACAUGGUCGCCAUCUGUUUGUUUACUCCUCCAACAUGCCCGCCUUGCUCAACAAAAUAAUUUUUAAGAAGAAAUUCAGGAUAUAAAAAUUAUAAGUUUUGCAUCUGACUUGCAACCACUUUUUUUAACAUAGUUUGUUUCGUACUUUCUUUAAAAAUUAAUAACGGGUUUGGUAAUUACUAUUUGUAAACCGAAAAGGGAAAAUUAUACAAUAUGUAAUAUUUUUAAAAUUGCCUAUCAGAUGAGGAAACGGUAUUGAUUAGCGUUAAUCAGGGAAACUCUACUGAGUCAUACUCAGUUUACUUUCAGAGAUGGUCUCAUACUAACUGGAGUAUCGUCAUAAUAAAGCCGAUUUAAGAAAAAUUUGAACUUCUUUAUAUUAUUCAGAGUAGUGAAGGGAUCACUUAUCUAGGGAAACCUCAGGAAACGUCGUGUAAAUUGCACCACAAGCAGUCGGGCACUGCUGUACAGUAUGACUGAGGCGACUUCAGGUCAUGUAGCGGAUAAUAGGAUAUUUACAUUGUGUCAUUCAAUAGCUUGGUCAGUAGAAAAACAUACUGAGCGAUCGUAAAGCUUAAGCUGCGUGUUUUACAGGUAUUGCAUUGGGGUAAAGUGGGUCUGCGAUAUAAGACCCAUAUCCGACAGCUGUCCUUAUAAGAAAAAGAUACAGCUUACUUAAAUUGUAGCAACAUGAUCACAAACUUUACGGGAAAGGAAAGCCACGUAACGAUCGAACAACUAUACUGCUCAGCACAAUUAGGUGGAAAAGUUCACGGCUAUUUAAUAGUACUCUCUGUGAUAGAUAUAUUCCUGUCCAUUACCGCAAUUCUGGGGAAUAUUCUGAUUCUAGCUGCUCUGCGCAAGGAGACUUCACUUCAUCCACCGUCCAAACUCCUAUUACGUAACUUAGCGAUAACUGAUCUCUGUGUUGGUAUCAUCGUGGAACCUCUUAGUGCUAUUUAUUGGGCCUCUGAGGCAACUGAACGCUGCCAGAAUAUUUGUCGCUACACCUCAGACUUUAGAUAUGUUACAGGCUUUGUUUUGUGCGCAGUGUCCUUGAUGACAAUGACUUCAAUAAGCGUGGACAGACUUCUCGCCUUGUUGCUUGGCCUCCAAUACAGACAAGUUGUAACAUUGAAAAGAACAUACAUAGCUCUAACAACCCUUUGGGUUGGUUCUAUCGUCGCUGGGACAAUAUACUUUGUGAAGCCCCUUGUAACUUCUUGGCUCGGCAAUAUAGGUAUACUACUCUGCAUAGUCAUCUCAAUCGUUUCUUAUUCGAAAAUUUUCCAUACCCUUCGCCACGUCCACAUUCAGCCACAGCAACGCAUCUCGCAAGUACAGUCAAACCAAGCAACUCCACUGAACAUGGCUCGAUACAGAAAGGCAGUAUCAAGUACACUGUGGAUACAAGUAACAUUAGUUGUUUGUUGUCUAACUUUUUUUUUCGCUUUAAUUAUAACACCUCAAGGAGACCCUUUACCAUAUUAUCUUGCUACACAAUUUGGGCUGGUAUUUCUUUACCUAAACUCUUCAUUAAACCCGCUGUUGUACUGCUGGAAAAUCAGAGAAGUCAGACAAGCAGUGAAAGACACCAUCAAACAAGUUUCCUGUUCGUUCUUUUAAUUUAAUUAUACUCUUUUCAUGCCCAGAAUUUCCUUGUUAUUCGUUGAGUUAUCUUUUUUUUGUUGCGUUAUAGCAGCUUAUAGCGGUUUUGAACAAAGUUAACAGAGAACGACAUUCACAUCCAUCUAGCCAAUCUCAUUGUUCUUCAUACCAUACGAAAUCCCAAACGUAUUGGAAUUAAAAAUAGAUAUUUGGACUUGAAGCUAACUACAAAAAUCGGAAACAACUGAACCAUACUCUUUAUUAUAACCACAGUCAAUUAAAGUGGAAUGUUUUGGAAACCCUUUGUUAUAGGUUUUUGUUAGCUUUUUUGGACCUGACCGUGAACAACGUUCAAUAACAUUCCUAUCAUUUUGAAGUUAUUGACCAAUAGAAACAUUGAAUUGAUUUAUUCAGUCGUAAUCUGUGAACAGGAAACAAAGGAUUGUGCACGGCCAGGGAGCUUCCAAAAUAACCUACAGCACCACUGUUUUCAACUUUGACGUUUGCCGGGUUUCCUAACCAGUCUCCUCUACUAACUAUGUUAUAACCCGAGACUAAAGCCCCAGACCCAAGAAGAAGAUAUAAUCGUGAACCAGCAAGCCGAUAGAGUGUUUUUGGUCCAGUGACCUGCGGCCAUCUUGGUCUUCUUAAAAAAGAAAGGAACAGAUGCAUAAAGAUAGAGUUCAGUUUGCAGUGGACUGCUUUGCUUCUCCAACAUGACCGCCUGAUCUGUUUGUUUACUCCUCCAACAUGCUCGUCUUGAUUAAAAAAAAUAUUUUUUUGCGAAGAAAUUUAAGAAGAAAAAACCACAAGUUUUGCAUCUGACUUCCAAACAUUUUUUAAACAUAGUUUCCUUUGUAUUUUCUUUAAAUAUUAUUAUUGAGUUUGGGAAUAACAAUUUGUAUACAAUAUGUAAUAUAUAAUUGCCUAUAAGAUAAGGAGGAAACGGGAUUGAUUAGGGUUAAUCAGGGAAACUCUCCUGAGUCAUUCUUUACUCUCAGAGAUGGUCUCAUACUAACUCAGGUAUUGUCAUUAUGGAGCAGAUUUUAAAAAAACACUUUUAAGUCUUUUUUUUAAUCUAAAGAAGUUUAAAAACUUCUUUAGAUUAGUCAAAGUAGUUAUAUCAUCACUGAUCUAAGGAAAUCUCAGGAAAUUGCAUGUAAACUGCACUACAAGCAGUCGGGCACUGCUGUGAAGUAUGACUGAAGCGACCUCAGAGCAUAUAGUGGAUAAUAAGGGCCUGUUUUCAUGAAGGUGGGGGACCCCAGGUAGGUGAUAUAACCCGCUUAGAUUGGUAACCCACCUGUCCGUAUAAUCUCUCAUUUUAAUUUGAUCACGUUUACAUGAUAGAUGGGGUGACCCGCCGUGGGUUACCUCACCUAUCUGGGGUCCCCCACCUCCAUGUAAACAGGCCCUAAGAUAUUUACAUUAUGUCAAGUCAACCAAUUCAACCAAUAGCUUGGUCAGUAGAAAAACAUACUGAAUAGGACGAAAAACUUGCUCUGCGCAUAUUGCAGUAAAGCGAGUUUGCGAUAUUAUACCCAUAUUCGACAGCUGCCCUUGUAAGAAAACGACACAGCUUACUUAAAUUGUAGCAACAUGAUCACAAACUUUACCGGGAAGGAAAGCCAGAUAACGAUCGAUCAACUAUACUGCUCAGCACAAUUAGGUGGAAAAGUUCACCAAUAUUUAAUAGUACUGUCUGUGAUAAAUAUAUUCCUGUCUAUUACCGCAUUUCUGGGGAAUAUUCUGAUCCUAGUUGCUCUGCACAAGGAAACUUCACUUCAUCCGCCGUCCAAACUCCUCUAUCGCAACUUAGCGAUAAGUGAUCUUUGUGUUGGUAUCAUCGUGGAACCAGCAGCUGUUUCUUAUUGGAUAUCUGAGGUGAUAGAACGAUCGGAUAUUUGUUUAUACGCCUUAGACUUAGCAUAUGUUACAGCCUAUGUUCUGUGUUCAUUGUCGUUGGGGACAACAACUUUUAUAAGCGUGGAUAGACUUCUCGCCCUGUUGCUUGGCCUCCGAUACAGACAAGUUGUAACUUUGAAGAGAACAUAUCUAACUAUAAUAUUCCUUUGGGCUAUCUCCAGUUUCGCUGCAACAACGUACUUUGUGAGCCCCGUUGCACACCCUUGGUUUGGAAACAUAGGUCUAUCACUCUGUUUAGCCAUCUCACUCUUUUCCUAUACAAAAAUUUUCCUUACCCUGCGUUACAACCACAUUCAGCCACAGCAACACGUCUCGCAAGCACAGUCAAACCAAGCAACUCAACUGAAAACGGCUAUAUACAAGAAAGCAGUGGUCAGUGCAUUGUGGAUACAAAUAACGUUAGUAGUGUGUUGUCUGCCGUUUUUUUUCGCUUUGAUUAUAACACCUCAAGGAGACCCUUUACCAUAUUACGUUGCUAGACAAUUUGGGGCUGUAUUUAUUUACCUAAACUCAUCAUUAAACCCGUUGCUGUACUGUUGGAAGAUCAAAGAAGUCAGACAAGCGGUGAAAGACACAAUCAAACAAGUUCCCUUUCGGUUAUUUUAA
Molecule: messenger RNA, 7492 nt
Organism: Porites evermanni
Lineage: Eukaryota; Metazoa; Cnidaria; Anthozoa; Scleractinia; Poritidae
Source: the annotation of a GenBank genome assembly